AUGGUAUCAUCAAUCACCAACAUGUUUUUCUACUUGUUGAUAGUAUCGACUUACGAGAUUGAAGUCUUCAAUGAAUAUAAUGUCACUCUUUUCCGAGGAAUUUUUGAAUAUUUUCCGGUAAGAUUCGGUAUGAUGAUAUCAUGAACUCUAAUAUGUAUUUUAUUCAAUGUUUAACUAAACAUGCGUUUUUAAACAUAUUCCUUUCAGACAUCAAACUACCACAUGUAUGUACAAUGCGCUUCCUUUUGUUUCUUCGCAAUGCACGUGAUUGUAACGCUUUUCCGCUUCAUCUACCGUUACGCUCAAGGUACGGACAAACCAAGGUUACUAGCUCUGCUAUCUCACAAUUACUUUUUUAUUUUUAUGCUGAAUGUAUUUGGGAUCGUGUCACUGUUUACGUUUUGGGAUGAUCGAUUUGCAGCUGAAGAUGGGAGGGAAUUCCAAAGGGAAUAUCCAGAGACAAAUAUGGAGCUGAAGAAGUAUUUUACCGAGCACCCGAUGACUUCGCUAUCGGUAAGAUGGGUCAAGAUUAAGGUAUUCAAUGAGCUUUGUUUGAAAGAGAGGGGUAGUUGUACACCUAUUAAAAUCACUUUAGGAGCACGUGUUCUUCACAGUGUUUCCCGUGCUUGUGUAUCCACUGACACUUCUCGUUGGAACAUGGUGCACAAUCCAAUGCCAUCGCUUCCAAAGCGACCCACAAAACAAGUUAUCGAUCCGCACAAAGGAGAUGUACAAACUCCUGAUCUUUGGCCUGGUCAUUGAACAGGUGGCCGAGGUUGUGUGGUUUGUGAUUCCGACUGUUUUUGCCAAGUUAAGCCUAAGGAUAGAGGACCAAGCAAUGGGAAAUUACAUCGUCUACCGAGUUUUUUACACCUACCCCACAUUUCUAAUGAUCUUUACAUUAACGUUUUAUCGAAGGUAUCGGCAAGGCGUGGUCAGAGUUUUGAGGAAGGUUGUUCGAAUCCCAGCGAUAGGGACAAUUUCAACGACUCGUGGGAACAGUACUGGACAAAAGACCUCGGUGCACAAUAUUCUCCAUAAAAGGUAUGCUGAUUUGGUGGAUACGUCAAAGAAAUGUAGAGAAUAUAUACCCCCUUUUCCAUGAUUAAAUAUUUUAUAUGUGUAUAUAUGUACAUAGUAGUUGAUCUCAAAGUAAAACCUUUUUCAGUUCUCAAACUCUUCUAGCACCUUCCACAAUCAAUGUCAUUCCCAUCUCUGCCAAUUUCAAAUAA
Molecule: messenger RNA, 1232 nt
Organism: Bursaphelenchus xylophilus (pine wood nematode)
Lineage: Eukaryota; Metazoa; Nematoda; Chromadorea; Rhabditida; Aphelenchoididae
Source: the annotation of a GenBank genome assembly